Messenger RNA from Myxocyprinus asiaticus (Chinese sucker), 2443 nucleotides. RefSeq names its product neuronal acetylcholine receptor subunit non-alpha-2. Gene Ontology annotation, biological process: monoatomic ion transmembrane transport; nervous system process; regulation of membrane potential. Gene Ontology annotation, cellular component: synapse; postsynaptic membrane; neuron projection. The coding region runs from base 114 to 1529 and encodes 471 amino acids. NCBI's taxonomy places the organism in Eukaryota, Metazoa, Chordata, Actinopteri, Cypriniformes, Catostomidae. The transcript is spliced from 6 exons. Gene Ontology annotation, molecular function: transmembrane signaling receptor activity; acetylcholine-gated monoatomic cation-selective channel activity. The record is from RefSeq and is a predicted model, not a curated record.
UCCUCUGAUUUUAUUACCAGCAAAUAAUAACCGCAAACUUUUUAUCCGUUGUUAUGAUUCUUAAAAGUUGAUUUUAAAGUGCAGUUGGAAUGCUUUCACCCUGAUUUGAGUUAAUGUCAAUAUCAAAAAUAGUUUCUCCGAAAAUGACGUUGACAAGCAUUGGUCUUUUUACGCUGUUUACCAACAUCGUCGCCAGCACGCCAGCAGCCAAAGAGUUUGUAUCUCUGGCAGAGAGAGAAGAUGCUCUACUCAGGGACUUGUUUCAGGGAUAUCAGCGCUGGGUCAGGCCCGUUCUGCAUGCAAACCACUCUGUGAAAGUCCGCUUUGGCUUGAAGAUAUCUCAGCUAGUCGAUGUGGAUGAGAAAAACCAACUCAUGACCACUAAUGUGUGGCUGUGGCAGGAAUGGAUGGAUUAUAAACUGCGUUGGAACCCUGAGAAUUAUGGUGGCAUCACCUUUAUCAGAGUCCCAUCUGAAAGCAUCUGGCUCCCAGACAUUGUUUUAUAUGAGAAUGCCGAUGGACGUUUUGAAGGCUCACUUAUGACCAAGGCCAUUGUGAAGUAUAAUGGCAUGAUCACUUGGACACCCCCUGCCAGCUACAAGUCAGCCUGCACCAUGGAUGUGACGUUUUUUCCGUUUGAUCGGCAGAACUGCUCAAUGAAGUUCGGCUCCUGGACGUAUGAUGGAAACAUGGUUAACCUUGUCCUUGUCAGCCAGCAGGUGGACCGAAGCGACUUCUUUGAUAAUGGCGAAUGGGAGAUUCUCAGUGCCACUGGUGUCAAAGGCAGCCGACAAGAUGGCUACCUUUCCUACCCUUACAUCACAUAUUCAUUCAUCCUGAAACGCCUUCCUCUCUUCUACACACUCUUCCUCAUUAUUCCUUGUCUGGGCUUGUCCUUCCUCACAGUGCUGGUCUUCUACCUUCCCUCUGAUGAAGGAGAGAAAGUGUCCCUCUCAACAUCCGUCCUGGUGUCACUCACUGUCUUCGUCCUCGUCAUCGAAGAAAUAAUUCCUUCUUCCUCCAAGGUCAUUCCGCUGAUUGGGGAGUACCUACUGUUUAUCAUGAUCUUUGUCACUUUGUCCAUCAUAGUGACGGUGUUUGUAAUAAACGUUCACCACCGCUCCUCCGCCACUUACCACCCUAUGUCUCCAUGGGUGCGCACGCUGUUCCUCCAACAGCUGCCUCACUUUCUCUGCAUGAGAGGGAACACCGACCGCUACCACUACCCAGAGAUGGAGCCCCACAGCCCUGACCUCAAGCCUCGCAACAAGAAAGGGCCUGGCCCUGAGGGAGAGGGUCAAGCUCUGAUCAAUAUGCUGGAGCAAGCCACCAACUCUGUUCACUACAUCUCACGCCACAUUAGGAAGGAGCAUUUUAUUAGAGAGGUCGUACAGGACUGGAAGUUUGUGGCGCAGGUGCUGGACAGGAUCUUUCUCUGGGCAUUCCUCACCGUGUCUGUUCUGGGCACCAUCCUCAUCUUCACACCUGCCCUGAAAAUGUUCCUGCGCACUCCCCCUCCUUCUCCAUGAGACACCAACCCAACCCCCACACAUAGACAUCCAUCAGAAAGGGUCUUUUUUUAACAAUAUUACUCAGAUGAUCUGAUGUAUAUGUCACAACUACAUACAGUGAACAUCACUAUGUUUAGAGAUACAAUUAGUUAGUUUAUUGUUUCAAAUACUUGGAUUUGUGUUCAAUACUACAAGAUUACCAACAUAGUGAAAUAUAACAUUUACCAUUUACAUGCAGAGUAACAUUGUGUGCUUUUACCGUUUACCACAGGAAAGUAAUGAUAAAAUUGAUUGUUUGCAACCUUUUGCUGUUUUGUGGAACUCAUUUUAUUUAGAGAUAAUUUAUUUAUUCAUUAUAAUUAUUUUUAUUUACAGACAACAGUAGAAAAACAGAAUUGUGUACAAAAAAACAAAUAAGAGAGAUAAAGAUGUGUAACUGACCUGUGCAGAAACCCCCCACAGAAUCAGAGGAGUGUUUUGGCCUUUUCUGUGAAGACACUUGUCUCUGUAUGGUUUUCUUAUCUGUUAAUGUAUUAAUAAACAUUCUUCUUGUUAGCACACAUUCCACACUUGAAACAUUCAAGCUGAGGAGCACAAAACAAUAAAAGUCAGUAAAAAUAGUAUAAACUACUAAUAUAGACAGCAACGUGAUAUUCCUUUAAAAAAAAAAGAAAAAAAAGAGGUCAUAUUCAGUUAUGUUCUUUAAGAUAAAGAUCUCUUUCUAUCCAUAAUGUGUUAAAACAACUUAUUACACAGCUCUCUGGAAUACUCGAUUCUGAUUAGUCAAUGGCACCAUCUAGUGGUCUGAUAUUUCUCUGUAACAACCACAUAUAUCAGACCACUCCUCUGGGUAUUUGCAAGCAAUCUUUCCUGCUUCUCAGAUCACGGUGCGAUCUUUUGCAAUCUCUGCAAGCAAGCUAAUAAAAUUAUUU